This is a messenger RNA of Naegleria gruberi, 2337 nucleotides long. RefSeq lists its product as uncharacterized. The transcript has a single exon. NCBI's taxonomy places the organism in Eukaryota, Heterolobosea, Eutetramitea, Acrasida, Naegleriidae. Bases 1 to 2337 code for a protein of 778 amino acids. The record is from RefSeq and is a predicted model, not a curated record.
AUGCCAAAGAAGAGAGCAAGCGCUUCCUCAUCAUCACAAGUAUUGGAAGAAGGAAGUGCUGAUGACUUUUCGGGUUCAUCAUCCAAAGCAAGUGCUUCCUCAUCGGUAUCAACAACUGAUGAUAGAAUUAAUGCGGAUGCAAAUAAUAAUGAGGAAGAGGAAAAUAAUGGUGAAUCAAAUAAUACUAGUAAACGAUCAAAGACUCGGAAAAAGAGGAAAGUACAAACGGAUUAUUGUGAGGAAGUUAAACUAAAUACCUCCAUCACAAUUGAUUCUAAUUCUCUUGACUAUACCGAAGAUAAACCACCACUGAAUGAUUUUUUUGAUUACAGAAAUUAUUUGGAAAAGACAAUUAUUGCCCUUGAUAUUGGAUCUAGUUUUGUUAAAGGAGCAAAGUUUAAAGUAAUUAAUUCGAAAUCUAAACCUAGUGUGACAUCAGUACAGAUGAAAUUUGACACCCAUCAAUUUUAUCCAUCAAGGAUUUUCUGUAAAACUUCGGGUAGUACCAAGUUUCUUGUUGCUGAAAAAGCUCCAGAAAAUGAUGGAUGGAAGGAAUUGGAGAAUAUUAAGAAAUUAUUUCUUGUUCAAGAAGCUCUGGCGAUUAAAGUUAACAACGAGAAGGUUACUGUCAGCAAUGCAAUAUAUCACUUUAUUAAAGAAUUGCUGACAAAAAGUAUAACUAAAAAAUCACAAGUCAAUGGAAAAGUAGUGAGCGAAUUGUCAAAUGUUAGUGCCUUCAUAUUAACAUGUCCAACUGGUACCACUGAAAAUAUUAAGAAAGUUUACAGAAAUUGUCUAAUGAAGGCCCUUGCAUCAUUUGAGGUUGACCUAGAUUUUGAGCACUUGUAUGUGAUUGAAGAAUUUGUACUCUUGAAAUACUAUUGCGAUUCUCAGAUUGAUAUUGUGAAAGAACCAACACUUUAUAUCGAUGUAGGUCAUUUAACUCUAGAUAUCAGUGUUGUAGAAUUUACAGAAGAUGGAAUACCAGAGAUUACAUUUAAAAAUGGUGAGGUUGGAGGAAUGUCUAUUGUACACAAAGUAAUACAAUCCAAAUACGGAGAAGAAACACUGGAUAUUCUUGCCAGUCAAUUUGAGAGUAACAGUUCUUCAUUAAUUGAAGAACUAGUGCCUCUGGAGAAAGAAAUUGAAGAAGCCCUUCACCAAAUGAUGGUUCCCCUUUGUUUAAUUAUUGUACAAAAGAAUAUCAAAACUGUCCAUUUCGCUGGAGCUGUAACUAGAUGUAAAUACUUUGAAACUAGGUUCAGAGAAAUAUUGAAAAAAGAAAGUAUUCAAGAUAUUCUCGAUGAAAGAAGGUGUUAUUUUAAAGAUCAAUACAAGGAUAUAGAUGCAUUCGACUUUAAUUUAAAUUGGACUGUGGAUGGAUUGAGUGCUCUCAUUACUGGUGUUGAGAUGAUUAUUAAUUCGUCAAUUUAUGCCACAGGUGAGGUACCACUUACUAUUGGCAAAAACCUGGACUCUAAUUUCGAUUAUCAUGUUGGAAUAUUGGAUGAAUGGCAAAAAGAAUAUGCUAUCAAUCUAGACAUUGCAGCUUAUGAUAUGUAUGCAAUUCAAGACUUUGAAAUAUUCAUUUUAAAGUUUAAUGCCAUGUUCGAUUUGAAAAAGUGUUCAAGAAUUGAUCAACACAACUACAAUUUGAUGGGAAUAUCAGAGUUUGAACGUUUUACAACAGUGGAGCUUUGUAUUGAUGGUGAGUCUAUUCUCACUACCAAUCCAACAUUUAUCGUGACGAGUUCUGUAGACUUGAAAGCUGUCCAUGUAAAUAUUUACUUUAAGAAACGUUCAUUAUUUGCCAAAUCUAUACUGAAAAUUCUCAGAAAUGGAAGACUGGAAAGGAUUGCUGUCAAUGACGCUGUUAAAACCAUUUUCCUUACCAAAGAAUCGGAUGAAUUUACUUGGUAUGGUUCCAAAUAUAUAACCAAAUUCUAUCUUACUGGAUGUAAGGCCAACAGAAUUGAUGAAUCUACUGUAUUGAUAGAAUUUGGUGAUGAUACAGCAAUGCUGGACAAGCUCUACUCACACAAGAAAAGCACCCUACUUACGAGCCUUCCAGAAAUUACUGAAGGAGAUAAUGAAAAAGUGAGAAAGGAUAUGGGAAGUAGUUGUGUUGCGUGUGGUUUACCAAUUCCAGACAUGGCAACCAAAUACGAAGUCACUCCACCAGUAUUCCACGAAUACUCUUUCCACCUUGAUGAAAUAUCCAAAUGUGGAUAUAUUUGUACUGGAUGUCAUCAAACUUUCAAAGAAAGAAAGAAAGGUCUUCGAAAGUCCAAAAAGAAGAAAUCCAAAAACAAAUCCAAAACCAAAAACAAAGAAUAA